AUGGCGCCGUCGGCGCUCGACGUCGGCGAGCACACGCUGGAGCCCAUCGAGCACUGGCUCGACGGCAUCAAGGCGGGCUUCGCGGAGAAGUUCUACUGGCUGUUCAGCGGCAUGGGCAUCGAGGACACGGAGGACUUGCGACUGAUGAAGGCGCACCGCGUCGCGGCCAUGCGCGAGGAUUUGGUGCUGGAAGGCUGCAAGCCCGUGACGUUGGACCGGCUCAUGGACGCGGUCAAGGCCGCGCGGCGGCCGCCGCGGCGGCCCGGCCGCCGCAAGAAGAAGGUGCGCCAGUCCAAGUCCGCGCGCAAGCUCUACGUGCCGCCGCAGCGGCCGCCGGACGACGGCGGGCGCGCGCGCGCGUCGCCGCCGCGGCCGCGGCCCCGGUCCGCGCCCGCGCGGCGCCGGCCGCAGCCGCGGACGCUCGCGGAGCCGCCCGCGAAGGACCCGGCCGCGGAGGAGCCGUCGAUCCACGUGCCCGUGGCGCCGCCCGUCGUCGUCCAGCGCGGCGCGACGGGCUGGGAGGCCGCGGACGAGGAGCGGCAGAAGCGGCUCGACCGCCUCGUGCGGCGGCGGUCGCUCCCGGAGCAGCCGCGCGCGCCGUCGCCGCGGACGCUCGUCGUGGAGAAGGGCGACGGCGGCAACUGGGCGUUCCGCGUCGACGAGGACCGCGCGAAGAUCUGGGAGCGCAUGAUGCACUCGCCGCGCGCGGCGCGCGGGCCGGAGCCGCCGCCGGAGCCCGCGCGGCCCGCGAGCGCGGGGCCGACGCGGCGCCUGCACGUCGAGAAGGUGCGGGGCGCCUGGACCUGGCACCUCGACGACUCGCGGAAGAAGCGGCCCCAGCGGCGCGGCGACGAGCUCGCGAGCCCCCGGCGGGACCGGCGGCCGUCGAAGUCCUACGGCGAGGACACGGCGGCGGGCGUCCGGUCGGACCUGAAGGGCAAGCCGCGCGUGAGCGCGGACGACAAGCCGCGCGUGAGCGCGGACGACGUCGGACGUCGGUGGAAGGAGGGCGCGGGCCUCUACAAGCCGCUGCGCGUCAACGGCGUCCACGUCGACGCGCUCGCCGAGGAGGAGCGCGAGGAGCAGGAGCGGCUCCAUUCCAACCGGAAGAAGUUCUACGUCGCGCCCAAAAAACACGUCGAGUUCAGCCACCGGCUCUCGGAGGCCGUCAAGCGGCAGCGCGCGUGGAUCGAGAAGAAGGCGCGCAAGGGCGCGGACCACGGCGGCAUCCACUUCGCGGCCAUGAAGGGCCACGACCUCCCCGGCGAGGACGAGAAGGCGAAGACGCCGGAGGGGACGCCGCGGUCGCCCCUGAGCGCCGCGCGGUCGCUCCGGUCCGCCGCCGAGGACGACGACGCGGAGGAAGAGGAGGCCGAGGACCUCUUCGCGGGCCUGUCGUCCAUCGCGCGCUUCGUCGCCUUGGCCGCGGCGACGCGGAACGACUGGGACACGGCGCGCGCCGCGGCCUCGCCGCCGCUCGCCCAGCGCGCCUCGGACGCGGACGACACGAGGAGGAGCACGUCGCCGCUGCCCUCGGCCGUCGUCGCGGCGACGACGGCGCGCCGCGGCGUCGACGAGCCGCCCGGCGUGAUGGCCGAGAAGGACACGUCGACGAGGCGCGCGGCGCCGGCGGAGACGUCGCGCGUGAUCUUCACGUCCGCCGAGGCUGCACCCGCGCCGCCGCCGCGGCCGCCGCCGCCCGUGGGCGAGGCGGGCCCGGCCCCGUCGGACGCGGCCGUCGAGGCCAUGUUCGCCAAGCUGUUGCAGCUGCAGCUCCUCCCCGGCGACGCCCAGCAGCGCCUCAUCGCGACGCUGAGCAUCGACAAGAAGCAGCAGAUGAUCAGCAUGCACGGCGCCCUCCUCGCCGACGACGCCGCGGCGUCGAAGAGCCGCUUCACGGCCGGCGAGGACGGCGCGCUGCUCCAGCUGAUCCGCGACGCGGACGCCGCGUGCGCCGAGGGCGGCGCGAGCGGCGCGGGCGCGCUCGGCGGCGCGCUGAGCGUGCGCGGGGCGCUCUUCCAGCUCACGCAGCGCCUCGGCGAGCUCCACACGCGCCUGAAGACGGCGAACCGCGAGUGGCUCCGCGGGUUCCUGGACCACGGCGGCCUCGAGCUCGUGUCGGCCGUCGCGCGGAAGCGGCUGAUCCGCGACCCCUUCCUCAAGCCGGACCUCGCGGCCGUCGAGGCGGCCCUGCGCUGCUUCAAGACGAUCUGCAACAACGCCGACGGCCUCGCGGCCGUCGUGUCCGCGCGCGGCGCGCUCGACGUGCUGGCAGCGUGCUGCGAGCCGACGGCCGCGCUCGCGUCGGUCCACGGCGAGGCGCUGGACAUCCUGUGCGUCGCCGUCUGGGCCAGCGACGGCGCGCGGAGCGCCGUGCUGCGGUCGCUGACGCGCCUGAGCCACCAGCGCCUCGAGGCGCCGUUCGCGUUCGCGCGCGCGCUCGUCAAGCGGAGCAAGUCCGUGCCCGUCAAGGCGAAGACGAUGGCGCUCUGCAACCAGAUCAUCAUGAAGGCGCCGGAGCUCGAGGAGCGCUGCGCCUGGCGCAACUGCCUCCUGGCCGCGGGCGUGCCGUCGGCCGCGCUCGAGGAGGCGGCGAAGGCGGAGCGGCUCUACGAGGCCUACGACCCCGACGACGACGACGACGACGACGACGACGAGGACUCGGACGACGACGCGGAGGUGGAGAUCCGCGGCACGCUGGUCCACGACCCGGAGAACGGCGUGGACCCGCGCAACGGCAAGAUGAAGGGGUCGCUCGUCGCGGCCAAGGCGCGGUCCGCGAAGAUCAACGCCGUCGCCAAGGCCUUGGGCGGCAAGGCGACGAAGCACCGCAUCUACGAGCUCGACGAGGGCAUCCUGAGCUGGUCCAUGGAGAAGGACGACGAGGUCACGAAGUCGGAGCAGCGCGUCUACAUGGACGAGGUCUUGGUCGUGCGACCCGCGACGACGCACCAGGAGAUCUUGGCCGUCGCCCCGCUGGCCGUGGAGCUGGUGUUUGCGCCGCCGCGGCACCCGCUCGUGCUCGGCGUCGAGGACGAGCGGGACCACGACGCCUGGUUCACGGCCUUCAAGGUCGCGCGGCGCGACGCCGCGUUCUACGGCGGAGAGAAGGAGUCAAUGGGAGAGGCGUCCAAGGACGUGCGCGCGAACCGCGCGCGGUCCGAGCUCGCGCCGGACCAGCUUUUAGCCGAAACGAAGAACCUGCGGAAGCAGUGCGAGAUCUUCCGCGCGGUGUCCGACGCGGACCGCGAGAUCACGGUGCAGCCGCUGCUCGGCGACGGCGUCGACGGCGCGGACGUGGGCGGCCUCGCGGCGCUCGUCGCCGAGUCGGCGGCGCGGGCCGGCGCGCCCGACGUCGCCGUGCGGCUCCUCCAGGAGCUGCUCCUCUGGCCCGUCGAGGGCGCGCUCGGCGCCGCGAGCGCGUGGCGCCUCGCGCUCAAGUCGCUGUCGUUCACGCGCGAGCGGCGCCGCGAGCUCGAGGCGGGCCUCGCCGACGGCGGCGACCCCUACGUCGGCGCGGCGCCGACGCAGGAGCGCAAGCACCGCAAGGCCAGGAGCGCCUGGUCGUCCCACGCGCUCGCGCUCGGCGCGAUGGUCGAGCGCCAGCGAGAACGCGAGGCGGAGCUCGCGGCCGCGCUCCCGCCGCCGCCGCCGGCCCCGGUCGUGGUCGUCCGGGCGCCGCCGGGCGCGACCGCCGCCGCGGACCCGGCCUACGCCAAGUUCCACAAGAUGCUCAGGAUGCACGUGCCGCGCGGCGCGGUCGAGGCGAAGAUGGCCGCCGAGGGCCUCGACCCCGCGCGCCUCGACGACGCGCCGCCGCCGGCCGCGGCCGCGCCGGUGGCCGCGGCGGCCCCCGCGGAAGAAGAAACGCCCCAGCUCGGCCUCGCGGCCAUGCUCGCCGCGCGCGCGGGCCCGCCGAAGCCCGCGGCCGCGGCCGCGGCCGCGCCCGCGGCGGCCGGCGGCGCGGCGAGCGACCCCAAGUACGCCAAGUACUUCAAGAUGCUCGCCAUGCACAUACCGAAACCCGCGGUCAUGAUGAAGAUGUCCGCCGAGGGCCUGGACCCGCGCGUGCUCGACGGCGGCGGCGCCGCGGGCCCGCCGCUCAGAGACGACCCCAAGUACGCCAAGUACUUCAAGAUGCUCGCCAUGCACGUGCCCAAGGGCGCCGUCGCGGCGAAGAUGCUCGGCGAGGGCCUGGACGCGUCGCUCCUCGACUGCGACCCGUCGAAGCCCGCGCCCCCGGGCAAGGGCAGCGGCCUCCCCCCGAAGAAGAAGGCCGCGGGCAAGAAGGCCGCGGCCGGCGCGCGGCUCAAGGGCGCCUUCUGGACGAAGCUCGGCGACGACGAUCUGAAGGGCACGCUCUGGGCGGACCUCGACGAGGGACGGGGGCGGGCGGGGUCCACGGUGCCCCUGCCGUCGCGCGACGCUUUGGUGGCCGCGUUCGGCACGACGAAGGCCGCCAAGGACGACAAGCCCAAGGAGAAGAAGCCCAAGGGCCCCGUGCUCACGCACCUCGUCGACGGCAAGCGGAACCAGAACGUGCUCAUCGGCCUCGGCCGCGUCAAGCUGAGCCCCGCGGAGACGCGCGACGCGCUCGUGGCGCUCGACGUGGACAAAUUGCCGUCGCUCGGCGACGCGUCCGGCGCGGAGAUCUGGCUCGGCCUCAUCCCGACGGACGAGGAGACGCAGCUGGUGACGGGCUGGCUCACGGCCAACGGCGGCGACGGUGCCCUCGAGAAGCUCGCGCCCGUCGAGAAGUUCUUCGCCGUGGUUUCCGGUGCGCCCCGGCUCAAGCAGCGGCUCGAGGCGCUCCGGGACAUGCACCGCUUCGGCGAGGCGCUCGAGGACGCGCGGGGCAAGGCGAGUUUGCUGCGGGCGGGCUGCGCCCAGCUCGACGCGGCCGCGAAGCAGAAGGGCGGCGCGCUCCGGUCCGCGCUGCGAUGCGCGUUGGGCGUCGGCAACGAGCUCAACGCGGGCACGGCGCGCGGCGACGCGCACGGCUUCGCGCCGGACUUCUUGCCGAAGCUCGCGACGAUCAAACAGAACGACGCCAAGGCCGGCACGCUCAUGAAUCUGGUCGUGACGCAGCUCGAGGACGCCAAGGGCGCGGCGCUCGCCGCGACGCUCGCCGGGGACCUCGCGGGCGUCGGCGCCGCGGCGGCCGUCGACGCGCUGGAGAUCGCCGGCGACCUGCGGAAGCUCGAGGCGGCCCUGGCGAAGAGCGUCGGGGCCGAGCUCGAGGUCUCGCGGAAGGGCGGCGACGGCUCCGCGAGCAAAUUCGUCGAGACCUUCGGCCCCUUCUACGCCGACGCCACGGACAAACUCAAACGGGCGCACGACGACUACGCGGAGACGAAGACCCUGGCUUUGGGCGUCAAGAAGAAGUUCGGCGCGGGCGACGAGCCGACGCUCCAGGACGGCGGCUGCGCGAUCAAGGCGUUCCUCGCGCAGGUCCGCGACUUCGCGGCGGCCUUCGAGACCGCGCGCCUCGCCAACGUCAAGAAGCGCCAGCUCGCGGCGCUCGAGGCGAAGCGCAAGGCCGAGCGCGCGGCGCGCGACGCGGCCAAGGCGAGGAAGGCCGAGGCCGCCGAGGCGCACAAGAAGAAGCUCGCGGACCUGCCGCCGGGCGAGGCGCCGCCGCCGCCGCCGAGCGACGACCUCUUCAACGCCUUCGCCGCGUCCCAGAACGCCUCCGCCGACGAGAUGCUCGCCAACUUCCAGCGCGGCGUCGCCGCGAAGCUCGACGCGCGCCGCGCGCAGGCGCCGGCGUACUCGACGAGGACGGGGCUCGACGUCGGCGCGCCCGUGGAGCUGAGCGACGACGAGUCCCAGGUCACGGCGACCUUCUGGCCGGACGCGCAGUGCGAGCCGACGCUGCAGCUCCUGACCCCGCAAGCCAUGCGCUCCCUCGCGCGCUCCUUCGUGCUCGUCGCCGCCGUGGCGUCGGCGGCGAAGAAGCAGAAGGACGACAAGAUCAAGAUCACGUUCACGAACAAGCUCGACGGCCCGGCGACGCUCUACGUCAUGGGCAAGAAGAUGCACGCCUUCGCCGCUCAGGGCGAGAAGCACAGCGCGCGGUCGUCCGACGGCCAGAGCUGGACGGCGCACGACGCGCGCGGCGGCGAGGUCUUCCACUACGUCGUCCGCGAGAAGGACGGCCCCGACCAGCGCGUCGACGUGUCGCGGGGCGUGUCGCGCCGGACGAUCAUGUCCAUCGUCGAGAGCGAGGACCACCACCUGCACCGCGUCGACGGCGGCGGCGACGCGAACGCCGCCGGCUGCGCGGACCCCGUGCGCGCCGGCGACCGCGUGAACGUCGUCGCGACGGGCGUCGACGGCGCGCCGCGGCUCUCCUUCUCCGACCACGUCGUCCACGCGGUCGGCGACAGCGACCCGGCCGACGCCGCGUGGAUCGUCGAGGGCGACGGCGAGGGCCCGCUCUUCCCCGGCGGCGCCGUCUUCCUCAAAUCCGAGAAGCACGGCGUCUACCUCGACGCGCCGCCGCCCGUCGAGGGCAAGCACGUGCCCCUCCUCGCGCGCUGGCGCGACCGCGGCGACUUCCAACGCUUCAUGCUCUUCAAGGCGCCGGACCACGACGACGCGCCCCUGAGCGCGCUCUGCUACGGCGACGCGGCCUACCUCCUCGCGCACACGCGCAACUUCGUCGACAGAACGAUGGGCUGCUGCCUCAGCAAGCGCGAGGACCGCAACGACUACGACCUGCUCACGAGCGACGACAUCGUCGGCGAUGUGGACGGCGGGCUGCUGUCGGAGCAGCUCCAGGAGUUCGGCUUCUUCCGGCGGGCGACGACCAUGUUCCGCGGGCGCAAGUCGACGGUCGUCGGGCGCCGGCCGACGGUCGCGAGGAAGACGCGCUACUCCAUCUUCGCGAGGAAGCCGCGCGUCGUCGUCGCGGCCGCGGACGCGGACGACGACGCGGCGGCGCCGGCGCGGCCGCUCCGGGAAGAAGCCGCGAAACCGGUCGCGGCCGCCGAGGCGGCCGUCGAGGACGCGGCGGCGCGGCUGCGGCGCGCCGAGGCGGCGGCGCGGGUGGCCUUCGCCGAGCGCUGGGUCGUCGGCGUACGGGUGGCGCUGCGGGACCAGUGGAUCGCGCGGGGCGAGGCGUCGCACCUCCGGGACCAGUACGCCAUGGACGCGCGGACGGCCGCGCGCUUCGUGAAGCAGGGCCACCGCCACGGCAAGGAGAGCAUGCUCCAGGCGAGCGUGAAGAAGACGCGGGACGCGGGCGACUCGGGCGGGCGCCGCGGCGGCACGUCGCCCGCGAUCGAAAAGCGCGAGCUCGCGCAGGUGCCGCGGCGCCUCGCCGUGCGGCCCAAGAGCGCGAAGCGGCGCAAGGGCGUGCAGAUGAAGUCGAAGAACUGGGACCGGCGCUCCGCGAAGGCGCCGAGCGAAAAAGUGCAGGCGCAGCUCGACCGGUCGCGGCGGCGCCGCGAGGGCCGGCCCGAGUCGUCGUCGAGCUCGUCCGACGACGACUUCGUGGCGACGGAGAAGCGACGGGCGCGGCGCGGCGCGACGGCGCCCGCGAAGCCGCCGACGCUCCGCGAGAAGCUCGGGCUCGCGCCUCCGAAGAAGCGGCCCUGGGACGACGGCCACCACGUCGCUCCCGAGGCGGACCCGGCCCAGCCCGCGGCGUACCGGACCCUGCGCGAGAAGCGCGCCGUCGCCGAGACGGACGACGCGUCGUCGUACCUCGACGAGAGCCUGGUGAAGCCGUCGCUCGCGAGACGGCGCGCGCGGUCGCCGGAGCCCAAGGCGACGAAGAAGCUCCGGGGCGCGCUCGGCAUCCACGACGCGUGGGACGAGAGUUUCGCCUACGAGACGUUCCCGCGGCCCAAGCUCCCGGACGUCGCCGCGCGGCGGGGCCUGGACCCGGAGCCCGUCCGGCCGGGCAAGGGCGCGUUCAAGCCCUACGGCACGCUGUCCAAGGAGCGGAGCGACCACUUCCGGUCCUUCCAGGAGCGGCCCUGCCGCAAGAAGGCCAUGCGCGAGUACGCGAAGCUCGCCGUCGCGCGGCGCCGCGGCGACGAACAGCGGCGGUCGCGCGACGCGGCGCGCCUCGACCGCGCGACGUCGCUCCGGUCCUGGCGGAGCUCCGACUACGACCGCGCGCCCGGCGACCUCUUCGCGACGACGGGCGGCUCCGCGGUCGUCACGCCCGCGGGGUCCACGGUCGGGCCGCGGGGCCGCGCGUCGCGGAGCCCGUCGCCGACGCGGCCGGCGACGGCGGGCGCGCGGCCGCGGCCGCGGCCGUCGGACCUCGGGUCCGGGAGCGUCGCCUCGACGCCUUUACGUCGGCCGUCGACGGCGGGAAGCGCCUAUUCGACGCCGCUGCGGCGGCCGUCGACGGCGGACGCGAGGAGCCGCGCGUCCGCGGCCUCGCGGCGGCGGCCCGCGACGCCGAACCCGCCGUCGGACGCGGAGCUCCUCGGCCGCGGCUCCCUGUCCGCGGCGACCUUCGACACGACGCUCGUCGCGGCGGGGCCCCGGGCGAAGCGGCCCGAGUCCGCGCCGAAGCGGGCGAUGAAGGACCAGCUCCAGGACCCGGAGAUGCCCUACAAGUGCAAGCUCCAGCGGCCAAAGUCCGCGACGGGCGUCGCGGGCAUGGACGUGGGGCCCGUCGUCUUCGAGCGCAAGGCGCGCGCGCUGCUCAAGAAGAUUUGA
Aureococcus anophagefferens is the source of this 8682-nucleotide messenger RNA. RefSeq lists its product as hypothetical. The record is from RefSeq and is a predicted model, not a curated record. Gene Ontology annotation, molecular function: actin binding; small GTPase binding. Bases 1 to 8682 code for a protein of 2893 amino acids. Gene Ontology annotation, biological process: actin cytoskeleton organization. The transcript is spliced from 7 exons. Lineage: Eukaryota; Pelagophyceae; Pelagomonadales; Pelagomonadaceae. Gene Ontology annotation, cellular component: WASH complex.